AUGCAUCUUCUCCGUUCACUUCUUCUUUUUCUCGGCCUGGCCUUUGGGGUCCUAUCGUCGGGUCUUGCACCCCGCCAUGCUCCUCUUCACCGUCGAGCUUCCUUCCCCAUCCCAGCAGCCAAAGGGACCAAGAGCUUGAGCUCACCCAUGACCGUGUCCGGCACUUUCGACGGCGGUCUGGUCCGCUACGACCGCGGCAAGGCUUGCACCGGACAAGCUGAGGGCGGAGACGCAGAAGCUGUGUUUCUGGUCAAAGAUGGAGGCACGAUCAAGAACGUUAUCAUCGGAGCCAAUCAAGCAGAGGGGAUCCAUUGUCUUGGUUCUUGCACCAUUGAGAAUGUGUGGUGGGAGAAUGUCUGUGAAGACGCUUUGACCAUCAAACAAAAAUCAGGAACCUCAUACAUCAUCGGCGGUGGUGCACAGGGAGCGGAAGACAAAGUAAUCCAGCACAACGGCGGCGGGACUGUUUCGAUCUCUGGCUUCAACGUCAACAGUUUUGGUAAGCUCUACCGGAGCUGCGGCAAUUGCAAGACGCAGUAUAAACGGACCGUCAUCGUCGACGGCGUGGUCGCAACGUCGGGCAAGGUGCUUGUGGGCAUCAACUCGAAUCUGGGCGACACGGCGACCAUUACAAACUCGUGCGCGGAUAGUGUCAAGGUCAUCUGCGAAGAGUUCGAAGGGAAUGAUACGGGGAAGGAGCCGAAGUCCCUUUCCAAGGGCCCGAGUGAGGCGUGUAAAUAUGUGGAUCCAUUGCCGAAAUGUUGA
Molecule: messenger RNA, 765 nt
Organism: Capronia coronata CBS 617.96
Lineage: Eukaryota; Fungi; Ascomycota; Eurotiomycetes; Chaetothyriales; Herpotrichiellaceae
Product: pectate lyase
Exons: 2
Coding region: 1-765 (254 amino acids)
Biological process (GO): pectin catabolic process
Cellular component (GO): extracellular region
Molecular function (GO): pectate lyase activity
Source: RefSeq, a predicted model, not a curated record